AUGAUAAAUAAUUCUUCAUCUUUUCAAGAUGCUGUUGCACGUGCUAAACAAAUAGCACAAAAAUUAAGUGCAUCAGCACCAAACGUAUCUGGAAAUACAUCAUUAAAACGACCAAAUAGUGAAGAUGAUUCUUUUAAUAAACGUCCAGCAAUAACUUCUCCAACACAAUCGUCUGAUAUACCUACACCAGUUUUACGAGCACAGCUUGUUGCACAACAAAUUAAUUCUCAAUUAGGUGUUAAAUCAUCAUCUACUGAUUCAUCAUUAUUACCAUUAUCAAAUCAAAAUACAUUUCAAGAAGAUUAUAAAAUUCCAGAUAAAUUUGUUGGUUUAAUUAUUGGUAAAGGUGGAGAACAAAUAAUACGACUUCAAGCUGAAAGUGGUUGUAAAGUUCAAAUAUGUCAAACACGACCUGAACCUGUACCUGGUGGUCCAAAUCCACCUGAUCGUUUAGCAAAUUUAUGUGGAUCAAGAGAAGCUAUUGAUCGUGCUAGACGUGUUAUGGAUGAUAUAAUUGCAAAAGGUAAAAUGGCUGAAGGUGGUCCACUUGGUAUUAAUCCAUAUUCUAUGGGUGGAACAAAUAUAAAAUCUAUUGAUGUUAUGUUACCAACAGCUAAAUGUGGAUUAGUUAUUGGUAAAGGUGGAGAAAAUAUUAAGCGAGUAUGCGAAGAAUUUGGUGUUAAGAUGUAUGUUGCUCAAGAAACAUCUGAGAUUGAUGGAAUUGAACAUAAACCAUUAAAAAUGACAGGAGAAGCUGAUAAAGUUGAACGUGCUAAACAAUAUAUACUUGACUCAUUAGCAAAAUCAGGUGGUAUACCAUUACCAAAUCGUUCGAGUACAAAUUCAACGAAUUCAACUUUUACUGAUUAUGGUUCACGAGCUGGUAGUGCACCAAUGAGUGGUCCAUGUAAUGAAGCAACUUAUCAUGCACCUCAUGAAAAAGCAGGAAUUAUAAUUGGCAAAGGUGGUGAAAGUAUUAAAGAAAUUAAUCGAAAAUCAGGUGCUUUUGUUGAACUUGAUAAAGCAUAUGUACCUGCAAUUGGAAAUUCUUCGGAUAGAGUAUUUAAAUUACGUGGUACACCUGAUCAAAUCGUUGUAGCACAACAAUUAAUGUAUGAUAAAAUUAUUAAUAGUCCUGGUGGUCCUGGUGAUACGUUAACACCAGCACAAUUUCAACAACAAUUUAAUUUACCAUUGGCUGGAUCAAAUCUAACUGAUUCAUGGAGUGGAAAUAAUGAUCCAUAUGGACAUGAUACUAAUGGAGCAGCUGCUGCACUUGAUCCUUAUAGUCAAUGGGCUAGUGCUUAUGGACAAUGGCCUACAAUGAAUCCUUAUGAUACUAAUGCAACGAACAAUAAUUCAUCGGCAGCUACAGAUGCUUCUGCAAUGUCACAAAUGGAUCCAGCUUGGUUAGCUUAUUAUCAAUCAAUGAGUUAUUAUAAUAUGAUGCAAGCAAGUAUGACAGGAGCAACUUCUUCUGGUACAUCAACACCUACAACAACAACUAAAGCAACAGAUUCCACAGCUACUAACAAUAAUACUUCUACUACACCUGCAAUAAAUCCAACUACUGGACAACCCGAUUAUAGUCAACAAUGGAUUGAAUAUUAUCGAUCCAUUGGACAAAAUGAUGUUGCUGAUCAAAUCAUGCAACAAAUGAAACAGCCUGGUUCGACGGCAACAUCCACAUCUGAUACAAGUACAACAAAUUCAUCGUCAACGGAUUCAACUGCUGCCGCACAAGCCGCCGCUGCUGCUGCUAUGAUGAUGUCAGCUGGUAAUCCAUGGGGAGCCUAUGCACAAUGGAAUAAUGGUACAAAUGGCGUUGGUUCAACAACGGCAAAUACUACUAAUGGUAGCAGUUCAACAACUGCACCUUCUUCUUAA
Messenger RNA from Adineta steineri, 1887 nucleotides. NCBI's taxonomy places the organism in Eukaryota, Metazoa, Rotifera, Eurotatoria, Adinetida, Adinetidae. The record is from the annotation of a GenBank genome assembly.